ACGAAUCAAAAACGCAAGUGAAUAUCAGACCGGAAAGAUUCUUGAGUGGUUUACCAUAUGAACAGACGACACCCUGAUCUGCAUUAGUUUUAAGAUAUAUUGACUGCAGUGGAAGAACACUCUUUACUCCAGAUCAAAUCAUUCCACUAAAGCAUUUCUACAAUGCAGACAAUGGAGUUUGCCAUCGUAUCUCUUUUAGUGUUCACUUCUACUCUGUCUUCAGGAUGGGCCAGAAGUGUAGAUCUCGAUCUUCACCGCUACACACAGCAAACAUCCAGCCCUCUACAGAUGAACAACAUGUGCAGUGAUUGCAACAGGAUUGUACAGUUGUUGAGGGAAAUGCUCUCCAAUCAAGACUCACAGAAUCUUGUUGAAGAAGCUCUCAGCAAAUUUUGUCAUGAACUCCCCAAUAUGUUUUGGUGCACGGAUGGAUCAAAUAAAUAUCUACAUUUGGCCAUACAGUAUCUCAGUGAACUGGCAAAUCACAAAGAAGGUGACAUAUGUUCACUGUUGGGACUAUGCAGCAUCCCGACAGACAGAAAAGCCACAUCAGUGCUGAGUGUUGGUCUGAAUGAGUCCGGUUUCCUUUAUGCAAAUCCCUUAAGAGGAACUAGUCAAGAGGUUCGUGUCAAUCCUAUCUGUACCUUCUGUCUGUUCCUAAUAAAGACACUGGAGAGCAUGUUGCCAAAAGAAAGAACUGAAGAAGUCAUAGUGAAGCUUCUGGAGAAAAUCUGCGACUAUUUGCCUGCACAAUAUAAGGACAUGUGUGACAGCUUUAUAGAAACGUAUGGAAAGAAGAUCAUUGAACUUCUAUUGUCCUCCGCCCCUCCACAUACUAUCUGUACUGUGCUGGGGCUGUGUGUCUUCCCAGAGACACCAAUACUAUUGUCCACUGUGCACACAGACUGUGAUUCCUGUAAGAAGCUAGCAGUUCUGUCUCAGUUUCGUUUGGGCCACAACUUCACUGAGAUCCAGACCUCUGCUAAGCUUCAGAAGAUAUGCCACUUUCACCCGAAUGCUAUUCCUCAAUGUGAAAGGUUUGUGCAGCUUCAUGGCCUCAGGGUGCUGAAGAAUGAAGCAAAACUACCAGCUAUUACUGCAUGCAAGGAGGACUACCUCUGCAGGGGACACAACUGAAAUCAACUGAUUCAAUAAGAUUUCAGCUCAGAAGCAAUGACUUUUCUUCAGUUCACCUGAUCAAACCUUGUACUUCCACUUUAAUGGUAUAAAAGCAAGGGACAUUUUAAGACGUCCUACUUAAGCUUUGAUGACUUUUAAUUAGCCUUAAAAUGAUCUUUACACACCUAUCAGUUUUUAAUGUAAGCAUACAAAUGUUCUUUCAUGUCAAAUGUUUUUAAUGAUUAUCAUCGUAUUGCUAUGCAUUUAAAACAUGCUCAUAGCAUAUCUUACUUGUAACAUUAAGUGACACGGUUACUUCAUUUUUCUUUUGUCAAGUUGGUUAAUUGUUUAGUUACACAGAUUCAUAUUUUCUAUAUGCCAUUUAUGUGAAUAAUUAAGGGAAAAUAGCAUAUGAUUUAAGAUGAUUAAGACGAUUUAAGAUUUUAACAGUGCAACAUUAUGCUUGUCAUCAGAAAAACUCUGAUCUCUGCUAAUAAAGCCGAAAUUAAUCACAAUCACUAAUACUGUAUAUCAUUAAAAAAAAAAAAAAAAAAAUUGCCUUUGAAUUUUUACUAUUGUUUGUGUGGUAAUGCUGUACAAGGUGGAAGACCUUGUUCUCCACAUGAAAAUGUGUUAUCAAAGGUGUUGCUCAAAACCUCAAACAAUAAAUCCUAAAAUAAAUUUCAACAACAA
Molecule: messenger RNA, 1812 nt
Organism: Myxocyprinus asiaticus (Chinese sucker)
Lineage: Eukaryota; Metazoa; Chordata; Actinopteri; Cypriniformes; Catostomidae
Product: prosaposin-like
Exons: 10
Coding region: 163-1137 (324 amino acids)
Biological process (GO): sphingolipid metabolic process
Cellular component (GO): lysosome
Source: RefSeq, a predicted model, not a curated record